AAAUAUCACAUGUUCAAGUACAAUAUCUCCUCUUGCUCCCACUGUCUCGUGUCCGCUUACUAUCUUCCUCUGUAAGCAAUGGCAGUCACUUUUUCAGAUCUCCACACUGAAUUAGGUCUCAAGUUUCUCGAUGGGUUUCUUGCCGGAAAAUCUUAUAUUUCUGGGGAUAAACUAUCAAGGGAUGACAUAAAGGUGUACGCUGCUGUUCUGGCGAAGCCUGGAGAUGCCUCCCCCAAUGCCAGCAAGUGGUACGACUGUGUAUCUUCACAUCUUGCGGCAAGCUUUCCCGGUAAAGCUGUUGGAGUAAGAAUUGGAGGCACAGCUGCUGCUCCAGCUGAAGCUGCUACCUCUGCUAAGGAGGCUGCUGCUGAUGGAGAUGAUGAUGACUUGGAUCUAUUUGGUGAUGAGACAGAGGAGGAAAAGAAGGCAGCGGAGGAGAGGGAGGCAGCUAAAAAGCCUGCCAAGAAGAAAGAGAGUGGAAAAUCUUCGGUUCUUUUGGAUGUGAAACCUUGGGAUGAUGAGACAGAUAUGAAGAAGUUGGAGGAGUCAGUCCGGAGUGUUGAGAUGCCUGGUCUCCUAUGGGGAGCAUCAAAACUGGUUCCAGUUGGUUAUGGCAUCAAGAAAUUGCAGAUCAUGCUCACCAUUGUGGAUGACCUUGUAUCUGUGGAUUCCCUCAUAGAGGAGCAUCUGACAGUUGAGCCAUGCAGCGAAUAUGUUCAGAGCUGCGACAUCGUUGCCUUCAACAAAAUAUAAGAAGAAAGCAUAAUAUUGUUAAAUUCAACUGAUUCUAGCGUCCCCAUUUUGGCAUCUUUAGUUUUUGGCAACAUUUUCCUGGUUCUGCUUAUGUUUUUUUAGAUUGGUGAGAGUUGAAAUAUCAAGUACCCUUUAAUAAGGGAGAAAAAAGAGGCUUGCCCUUGUACUA
This is a messenger RNA of Hevea brasiliensis (rubber tree), 922 nucleotides long. Its product is annotated as elongation factor 1-beta 1. Gene Ontology annotation, molecular function: guanyl-nucleotide exchange factor activity; translation elongation factor activity. The record is from RefSeq and is a predicted model, not a curated record. The coding region runs from base 79 to 753 and encodes 224 amino acids. Gene Ontology annotation, biological process: translational elongation. The transcript has 6 exons. NCBI's taxonomy places the organism in Eukaryota, Viridiplantae, Streptophyta, Magnoliopsida, Malpighiales, Euphorbiaceae. Gene Ontology annotation, cellular component: cytosol; eukaryotic translation elongation factor 1 complex.